Molecule: messenger RNA, 4562 nt
Organism: Esox lucius (northern pike)
Lineage: Eukaryota; Metazoa; Chordata; Actinopteri; Esociformes; Esocidae
Gene: cmtr2
Product: cap methyltransferase 2
Exons: 3
Coding region: 565-2850 (761 amino acids)
Biological process (GO): 7-methylguanosine mRNA capping
Cellular component (GO): cytoplasm; nucleus
Molecular function (GO): methyltransferase cap1 activity
Source: RefSeq, a predicted model, not a curated record
UUCUCCCAUUCUACUUUUUUCUCUCAUUCUCAAGCUCUGUCAUAUUGGAUAUGGAAUAAAUUAAUGGUGAAAUUUUAAGAAAACAGUAUACAAAAUGUGCCGCUAGUCAUUAUCGGGAUAAUGACGCUUCGAAAUCUUCUGUAUAUACUUUCCUCCCGACGUCCCCUAACAUUCUUUUUAAAAAGGAAGCUUUCUCUAUCAUUCUCUAUGGCAGUGAGGUUGUUGUUACUAGCUAACUAUAAGAGUGGAGUUUUCAUGUUUUUGUGGAAGAUAUUUAGCUUAAUGACCAACGGAAAUAUUUUAAGUUAAGAACAAAAGGAUAAUUGUGUGCGGUGGGGAGCUCUGAAGAAAAAACGAUUCUGUCAUCCAAAUUAGAAACACAGGCAUCAUCCUUGAGGUCUUCCUUUCCAACAUUAAAGUCACAGAUGUCAUAAUUUGACCUGUUUUUUUCCAAGUUCCAAGUUGUUUUGAAUUUGGCAUUAGCCUACAUGUAAUUGGCUAAUGUAGGCUAAAGACAUAUAAACCCAACCUAUUGUGUUUGAUGUAGGUCAACUGGUGGAGAGGAUGAGUUGGGGCCGGGGAGUGAGAAAGAAAGCCAGCAGGCAGCAACUCCCCAAUGUUGAGGCCUUUGACCCAAAAAUUAUUGCAGAGGUCAGGGCGCUCUUCGGUAAAGUCAAGGCAUAUGUCAAACCAGGCAAUGAGGAAUGGUGUAUCCCUGACCCCAAUGAGGUUCUGAAACACCCAGCCCAGGAACACAUCCGCCUGCAGACCUUGAAGAAGUCUCUGAACAAGGUGAAGAACCGGCUAAGUGAUAAGGAUCUGGAGGUUUGGCACCAGCAUACCAAUUCCACCAACCGUGCGGGGAAAGUCAUUGCCACUGUGCGAGCUAUUGCCGAUGCUGAGAUCUGUACUCAGGCCUGGUGUAAAUUUUAUGAAAUACUGGGCACAUUCAACCUCCUGCCCAAAGAUGCACUGAGGUCCGGUGAGCUAAACACUGUUCACCUAUGUGAGGCUCCAGGUGCCUUCAUUGCCGCUCUGAACCACUACCUCAAAACCAGCGAGCACACGCGCUACUGCGACUGGAGUUGGGUCGCCAACACUCUCAACCCCUACCACGAGGCCAGCGGAGGGGGCACUGCCAUCACAGACGACCGCCUCAUAUCCAGCACACUGCCCUGGUGGUUCUUUGGAUCGGACGACACAGGAGACCUCAUGAGUCAGAAGCACCUGCUGGAACUGCAUCGUUUUGUGGGUAACAUGCGCAGGGUUGACGUGGUGACGGCGGACGGGAGCUUCGACUGCCAGGGGAACCCGGACGAGCAGGAGGCCCUGGUGGCGUCGCUGCACUACUGCGAGGCUGUGGCUGCGCUCGUUCUCCUGGGCCCAGGAGGAUCCUUGGUGCUGAAGAUGUUCACUCUGUACGAGCACUCCUCUGUCUGCCUUCUCUACCUGUUAAACUGCUGCUUCCGCUCCGUCAGUGUCUUCAAACCGGCCACCAGCAAAGCUGGGAACUCUGAGGUGUACGUUGUCUGUCUGCACUAUGACGACAAGGAGGCCGCAAGGCCCCUACUGUCCAAGCUGCUGCGUCAUUACGGGCCGGACCUGGCUGCCCGAGAGGCCCUGUUCCCCAGCCAGCUCCUCCCGCAGUCAUUCCUGGAGCAACAUGAGCAGGUGUGCGUCUACUUCCAUGCCUUGCAGGUGGACACGAUUGAGGAGAACCUGAGGUUAUUUGAGGGACUGAGCGAGGAGCAGAGGAAAAGGCUGGAAUGCCUCAGGGACUGUACUGCUCAGGAGUACUUGCAGCGCUUUCAGGUGAGAUUCCUGCCCCGGUCCCACUGGCUGUCCUGUAACAGCGUGACCCCAGCGUGCUGCAGUGUGAAGGUUGGCAAGCCACCGGGCCAAAGCAAACAGACGGGCUCCUUCAACCAGCGGAGGGAGCUGCUGGCACUGGGCUGGCGGGAGCGAGUGGGGAAGGGCUGCUACGCUGCCUGGGUGGAGGAGCACUGCUCCAAAGAUAGCGGGGCAGGCUGGGUGCUGCCAGGCCCGCUGGCCGGAUGUGACAUUAACUCCUGGUUCGUGGUAGUGGGGGCGGCACUCAGUGCUGUCAGGAACUCCUCGUUCUGUGACGGAGGUCUGCUGAACCACCUGAAUGAGGCUCUGGAGCAGACUGCCCUGGAGUCGGGCACGGACAGCUCCGCGGCCUGGACCGGGGCCCCUUCCUGUAGCUCCUGCUCGCUGGUUUGUACGGCCUCCAUCCUGACAGAGGUGGCGGCCCUCUGCACCGGUGAGGGAGACAGGAAGUGCUUAGUCUUUGGCAGGACUUUGUGGUGUGGGGAGCGAGUUGAGGGUUUGACGCUGGAGUUUUGUUCAGAAACCUUGUUCCAGCCUCCUGUCCGCACCCCCCUGCACGACGGGGAACCACAGUAUCAGAGGAACCUCGUGCACUGCGUCCUGGACUCCCUGAACCGGAUGGGCCCUGGGGAUGCACUGCUCCUGCCGCUCCUCUCUGCCUUUACCCGCGUCACCGCGGCAAUUGUCCUUUGCCUCCACCUGUCCUUUCGCUCCGUCACAUUCAGGGUUCCUGCUCCGCAGGGGGUAUUGCUGAUGUGUGUGGGGUUCUGUCCAGAGGCUGCCACUCGCAUUUUGGCCCCCCUCGGUGACCUGCAGGAGCGUAUGGACUGCCUGAAUAGCGGGGAGGAGGGCUCUGGCAGCCAGCCCCCUGCUGGCAAGAGACAGAUCCUGCAGUUUGUGCCAAUGGAGGAGCUGCUUAAAGAAGGGCUGAUAAAGUUCCUGUGGACCAUGAACUCCACCAUCGCUCGCCAACAGCUGCACCUGCUCAUGCAGGCUUAAGUAUCAGCAAGCCUCUUGCCAACAUCAGAAACGGUUUAUUUAAGGUUAUGUUUAAGCUUUGUUGAGUUACACGUAGAUGCACUUGAUCAGUAAAUUAGCUUGCGCAUGUUGUCCUAUGCUGUCCUUAAGAGGCAAAAAGUAUUAUGUCCUAUAACAAAUAAUUAAUCUGCUUUUUGAAAAUAGAUGUUAUUCUCAACAAAUGAAUUGCAUAUCUUAAAGUCGCAGCUGAUGUGAUCUUUUUCCUCACCUUUUGAGAAUGUCUCUUUUGUUCUGUUCACAUUCAUUCUCGCAGGGAUGUUUGAUUUCCGCGGUUAAGAGGCAGAGACGGGCUACAACUCAAAACGUGGGUUAAAGGAAAAACGUGAAGGGGGAGGUUCAUAAAGGAGGAGAAGCGACUAGAUGAUAAAUGCAUCUGGAGAAAGUGAUACGCACAUGUGCUGAAGCUUUUGGAUCUUUACAAAGAGGGAUACAUAUUCUCUUUCACUGUAUCUCAAAUUUGCCACCAGAUGACUACAUUUCAAACCUUCAAAAGCAAGGUUUACUUCUGUACCCCUUGCCUGGUCUGUGGAAAGUGUUGACUGUAAAUAUACUAGAUGACAUUAUUGACUAGGAUACUAACAUAAUGAUUCUGCAUAGGACAAAUCACAAGUUUUGCUCUUUCUACUCACAUUCUAUACAUCAUGGGCUUUUAGGAUUUUUUUUUAAAGGACUCUUACAAUAUGUAAAUGUAAUGUUUAUUUCACGCAAAAAGAGCUGUAUGGACUGGUCAAAUAGCAGUGCAUAACUAUAAUUACCAUUAUUGCUUCCUAGGAGCCACACAACCCUAAGACAAAUGUCACUGUUUAUUAACAAUGGGUUUGAGUCAUUUAUGGAAUGAAAACACUUACCUGCUGGUGUUGAAGUCAAUGAUACUUUUGGGAUGUAUUUGGCUUUGAUGAUCAGAUCCUGAAUUCUAAAGCAGAUUCUGAUCAAGUGUUUGAACCCUUCCAACUGCCAAGACAAUCUAAUUGGGUGACAGAUCAUGUAAUGGACAGUAUGACCGCUGCCUGCUCAGGAUAGCAUGAGGUGAUCAGAUGUAGUGGAAACAGCUAACAUGUAGCCUUUGAUAAGAUUCAGCUAGAUCUUUGUUUGGAAUUGGCUGAGGCCUAAACUUAACUUCGGUACUUUUUGUAAUGUUUGCCAGUAUGGCUUCUAGGUGUUUCAGGUAUAUUUUCCCCUAGCCUGGUCAGAAAACAAGCACUAAUAUGUUAUUUCUCUAGCCCCUACAGCAUUAUCACUUUUGACAGAUCUGAACAGGUGCAAGUGUUGGACAUUUUCCCUAUCCCAAAACCUAUCCCGUCCCUUCAGAUCUGCCCUCAAGGGAUGAGGCUGCAGGCUUUUCUUUUCGGACCUUGACAUAUUGUAUUUUUUAUAUAUUUUUAUUGUUCUCAAACUUAAUGCCUAACUGACCUUCAUUUGUUCAAAUUAGGGCAUUGUUUGGUCAACUUCCCUAAUUUUCUGAUGUAAUGCCUUUUCAACAGCACAAUGAGUCAUGGAUUUCCAAUUUAAGUUACUUAAAGUAAAAAUACUUCAUUAUUACUGCUGGGCGGGCAGUACUUGUGUUGUGUUAAAGAGCUGAUGAAUAGGCAUAGAGAAAUGUAAUUACUCGCAAAGUCAUAGAGCUAGGAAAGAGCCUGACCAUCCAACAUAUAAACAUUCUCCUUUCAACCUCA